AUGGCUAUGAAUGACACCGCGGCCAAGGUCGAAAAGAACACAAGCAUGACCACUCCCUCCUCCACACCGGCUGCCGCCGCCCCCAACAACUCCGCGGCACCGGCCACCGAAGACAGUGCUGCUUCUACCAUUACUGUCAACACGAAGACACCGGCCACUUUCCCUCCCCCCAAGACCGACAAGCCCCGCCCCCAUGUGUGCGCGACCUGCCAGCGCUCCUUCGCCCGAUUGGAGCAUCUGAAACGCCACGAGCGCUCCCACACCAAGGAGAAGCCCUUCGAAUGCCCCGAGUGCACGAGAUGUUUCGCCCGACGCGACUUGUUGCUGAGGCACCAACAGAAGUUGCACCAGACCACCACCCCGUCGUCCCGCCCCCGCAACCGCCGUGAGAGCGCAAGCAGUGCCGCGCCUGGAGCCCGCGCCCGCAAAAACAGCGUUGCCGGUCCCAACGCCGCCGCCGCCGCCGCCGCAAAUGCUGCCGCCGCCUCGAUGCGUCCGAGGGCAAACACCAUCAGCCACGUCGACGGGAACGCGAUGCAGAUGAUCGCUGCUGCCAACGCCCAGGUGGCGGCCCGUGGCAUGCCACCUGGCACACACAACCGUCACCCCAGUUUGGCCGGCUUGCCCGUGCACAACAUGGACUUCGGCGGCAUGUCGGCCGCCAUGGGCCACCGCGGCAUGUCUCACGGUCUGCCCAAGCUCGAGACGCAUAGCAUCAACCACAUGGACUUUAGCGGCCUACGGACCGCUCCGCCCAUGGCCGUCUUCAACCCGGACUUCGACUACGGGGACCUGCUGUUCGGCCCGGGGUCCACCAUCAACCCCAAUGCUCUCCACUAUAACGACUCGCCGCAGUCCAUGGCCAUGGACCAGCAGCCCUCACCCUUCCCCCACGGCCUCACGUCCGACCUCUCGACGGCCCAGCUGGACGACAGCUUCGACUGGCUGACGGGUUUCGAGCACCAGAUGUCCUUUCAGGGCGCCGAGAACGCCGUCGACGGCUCGAGUCCCUCGGCCAUCAGCACGACCAGCCAGAGCGGCAUCAGCGAUGUCAUGGUCGACGGCUCCAAUCACCCUGCCCCGGCAGGGACCAGUUCAAUGUGGCAACCGGCCGUCAUGGGUCCUCCCCAGGUCCCCAACCCGUUUGCCAUGGAUCUAAAUGGUUCGGUCUUCCCAGAUCUCUUAAACGGAGCCCCCGUCUCACCACAACCUGCUGCGCAGAAAAUGAACGAUGCCUAUUUCUCGACGCCGCCUCCCUCUCUUAGCUCCCUCAGUCCGUCGAUGGUCUCCGGACUCUCCAACAACACGCAAAACCUCAACCACGCCGCCCUUAACUUCAGCCACCACGCCGGCCCCGAGACGCCCUCGUCCCUGACGGGCGGCAACCACGGCGUCUCGCCCGUCUCCACCAUCACCGAACCCACCCGCGGCGCCAUUGUCGGCGCCCUGUCGCAGUGCUCUCCAUUUGGAGGACGGAGAUACUCGUUUGCGACCCCGAGCUCGCCGUUGUCGCCGGGCUUUCAGAACACGGCCAACAGUGUUCCAGACCAUGUAAAGAAUUUACCUAGCACUCAAGACUUGCAACGAUAUGUUGGCGCUUACCUUCGUUACUUCCACCCUCAUCUGCCGUUCUUGCACAUUCCCACUUUGACCUUUGAGAUGCCGCCCUCGGCUGCCAACCGCUCCAGCCCCGUCGGUGGGAGCGGCUGUCUCAUCCUUUCCAUGUCUGCCAUUGGCGCCCUGUACGAAAUGGACCACGUCCAGUCCCGGGACCUGUUUGAGAUGGCCAAGAAAAUGAUUCAACUGUAUCUUGAGGAACGGCGGAAAGCCGACGUGAGAAAGGCCGACUUACGAAGAGCCCCCCCAGCAGCACCCGAGUCGUCGACGUCUCAUCAUCAUCCUCACCAGCAGCAGCAUCCCCAGGAAUCCUCUGUCCACACUCCCGUUUGGCUCGUGCAGGCCAUGCUGCUAAAUGUCGUCUAUGGCCACAACUGCGGCGACAAGACGGCGAGCGACAUAGCGUCGACCCACUGUGCUGCCCUCGUCAGCCUGGCCCAGGCCGCCGAUCUCCUCCGCCCCGUUCGCGUGGAGCCCAGCGACGCUCAUGAUACUCACAUGCAUGACGAUGCCAACUGGAGCGGCCUUAAGUCGGACUCUGAGGAGGAGCAGGUAGACUGGCUGCGUUGGAGGGCGAUGGAGGAACGCAAACGCACCCUCUACGCCGUCUUCAUUCUCUCAAGCCUCCUGGUUGCCGCCUACAACCACACGCCCGCCCUGACAAACUCUGAAAUUCUGCUUGACCUGCCCUGCGACGAGGACUUCUUCGCCGCCGAGAGCAGCACGGCCUUUGCCGCCAUGGGCGGUAUCCGCGCCGCCAACCAUAACCGGAUGACGUUCCACGAGGCGCUGGGCGACCUGCUCAGGUCCAACGAGAAGCAGCAGAAGCAGCAGCUUGCCUUCAACAACGGGCAACAGCCCUUCGGUCAGGCCGGCAGCGGCGGCAUGAACGACGGCGACCUCAAGCCGUCCACGUUGGGUUGCCUGAUACUCAUCAACGCGCUGCACAAUUACAUCUGGGAAACGCGCCAACGACACCACAACAAGGUCUGGACCAACGAGGAGACUGAGAAGAUGCAUCGCCACAUCGAACCGGCCCUAAAGGCCUGGCAGGCCGCGUGGGCAAGCAACCCGCACCAUAGUCUGGAGCGGCCGAACCCUUUCGGCCUCGGGCCACUGUCGGCCGACGCCAUCCCGCUGCUCGAUCUGGCCUACGUGCGACUCUUUGUGAACCUCGCGCGCUCCAAAGAGAAGUUCUGGCAACGCGACUGGGACGCCAUGGCCGAGGAGCUCUCUCGCGGCAGCGAAAUUGUGCAACACGCGGAGCACUCGCCCGCCUCCAACACGGAAUCGACCGGCACAGAGAAUUCCGACAACUCCGUCUCCAGCUCGGUGUUUGCCGAGUCCCCGGCAACGCAGUCUUCGUCUCCAGAGUUCUCUUCUGCCAAGUUCCCUUCCCAGACCACCCAGACGGCGCCGAACCGAUCCACCUCUCGCAGGGAGAAGCACCUCCGCAAAGCCGCCUUCUACGCCGCCGACUCGCUCGCCAUGUCGGACAAGCUGGGCGUGACCUUUGCCGACUUUUCCAGCCGGGAACUGCCUCUCCAGGCGGCCAUGUGCGCCUUUGACUGUGCCCAGGUUCUGGCUGAGUGGGUUGCAACGCUGCAGGAUCGAGUCGGCCGGUACCUCGGCAUUCUCGGCCAAGAUGACGUGGACCUCUCGCAGGUCCCGGCCAUCAUGUUAUUGGAAGAGGAAGAUGUCAAGCUGCUCGGAAAGGUCCGGGAGGUGCUGGCUUCGGCCGAGAUGAAGAUGAACUUUGAGCUUGUUCAGGGCAACGUUGUUGAUGUCGAUACUAGGAUGCACAUGGAUGAUCAUGCGGGUUAUGCGGCCAAAAUCCUCCGCGUCACCGCUUACAUGCUUGACAAGGCCGCCGUGUGGCCAGUCACUCACCUGAAGGCCCGAUGCCUCGAAGCACAUGCUACCCACGUGCGCGCCAGAGCCGAGAAGUCGGUGAUGACUAGCGAAUAA
Messenger RNA from Colletotrichum higginsianum IMI 349063, 3585 nucleotides. RefSeq names its product DNA binding regulatory protein. The record is from RefSeq and is a predicted model, not a curated record. The coding region runs from base 1 to 3585 and encodes 1194 amino acids. Gene Ontology annotation, cellular component: chromatin. NCBI's taxonomy places the organism in Eukaryota, Fungi, Ascomycota, Sordariomycetes, Glomerellales, Glomerellaceae. The transcript has 3 exons. Gene Ontology annotation, biological process: DNA-templated transcription; regulation of transcription by RNA polymerase II. Gene Ontology annotation, molecular function: zinc ion binding; DNA-binding transcription factor activity, RNA polymerase II-specific; RNA polymerase II cis-regulatory region sequence-specific DNA binding.